Messenger RNA from Rana temporaria (common frog), 2179 nucleotides. RefSeq names its product dolichol kinase (gene DOLK). The transcript has 2 exons. Gene Ontology annotation, molecular function: dolichol kinase activity. Gene Ontology annotation, biological process: dolichyl monophosphate biosynthetic process. The record is from RefSeq and is a predicted model, not a curated record. The coding region runs from base 251 to 1831 and encodes 526 amino acids. Gene Ontology annotation, cellular component: endoplasmic reticulum membrane. Lineage: Eukaryota; Metazoa; Chordata; Amphibia; Anura; Ranidae.
CGGGAAGAGCGGGGGGUUUUCGGAGGUCGGGGAAUUGUUCUCGGUGUGGAUUUAGCGGUCAUGUUCCCGGAGUCCUCGGUCAUUCAUUGUCCCUAUACAGUACGGUGUAUAGAAUGAUCCCUCAUCGGUAGCGGUUUGUUUGCGGACUUUCCAGACAAGGAAGAUGAGAAAUCGGGGGAAACCUUUGUAGACACAGGCGAGCGUGAAUCAUUUCUGGAAGCCUUGUAGAAGUUCGGCCAUCUUUGGAUCAAUGGUCCCUGGCAAUAUGGUGAAUAAACUUGUAGUGGCGGAGUCCCUUGUGGUCUUUUGCAUUGUCCUCAGUAUUCAUUCUGUAGUGUGGGAUCGCUUUUCCUGGUGUACCCUGGCCUUGGCUGUGCAGGCUUUUUAUGUGCAGCAUAAAUGGGAUCGAUUGCUGCAGUCCGGUGGAGCAGUGUUCCAGUUUCGAUCUUCUGCCAACAGUGGACUCCUCCCAGCCAGUAUGAUCAUCCCUUUGCUGGGCAUUGUGAUGAGGGAGAGGUGCAAGGCUUCGGGCAAUGUUUACUUUGAAAGGUUCAGCGUGGUCAUAACAGCCACCGGCAUGGCCUUGGCCUAUUUCCUGUCCAUAAUUGCACUGGGUAUUACCAAACCUGUGCCGAAAAACACCUGCAUAGUGUCUGGAGCCACCUGUUGUGCGGUGCUGUAUACUAUGAAGAAUUCUCUGGCCGUGUCUGAAAUUAUCGAAGUUCUGGAGGUGCUCCUCAUCUUUGUGUAUCUCAGCAUGAUUAUCCUUUACUUGCUGCCACGUUGCUUCACUCCUGGGGAGGCCCUCAUUGUCCUCGGUGGACUCAGCUUUGUCCUUAACCAGCUUAUCAAGCGCUCCUUGAAUGCCGUGGGUGGAAAGGGAGAUCCCGUUGAUUACCUCCUGCUGGUGACUUUGGUGGCUUUGGUCCUGCUGGGCAUUAUUUUCUCAGCCUUGUUUUUUUUCAUGGACUCCACCACUUGGACCUCCGCUUUAUUUUUCUACAUGAUGACCGCCGUUUUAGGUCUGGGAGUCUUUGUGCCCUGGCUGCAGUACCUCAUCAAGAGACAUCCGCUCUUCUGGCUGGUGGAGUUUCUGGUUCAGAGCAAAACACGACUGUAUCUCCUCCUCUUCUGGACAUGCCUUGUUCUUGUUGCUUGCGGGAUUGUUCUACUUCAAAAUUCAAAGAGGUCCACGGACUCCAAAAAGCCGCAAGUAUCCACCAUAACCCGCAAGUACUUUCACUUUCUUGCAGUGGUUGUCUAUGUUCCUGGAGUCAUGUACGAUCGUUCUUUGCUCUAUGUGGCUGCAGUGGUAUGUUUGGCUGUUUUUGUGCUAUUGGAAUACGUUCGCUUCUUCCACAUCAAGCCACUUGGACAGACCUUACGGACUCUUCUGACGCUGUUCCUGGAUGAGCGGGAUAGCGGUCCACUGAUUCUGUCACACAUUUACCUUCUGUUGGGGAUGUCUCUACCGGUUUGGCUCUUUCCAAGACUCUGCGCAACAUCUCUUUCUGGCCCCUCUACCUUGCUGCCUUAUUGUGGCAUUCUGGCCGUGGGAGUUGGUGACACUAUAGCCUCCGUCUGUGGCAGCUCAAUGGGGGAAAUUAAAUGGCCUGGCACAAAGAAGACAUUUGAGGGGACCAUCAUGUCCAUCUUCGCCCAGAUUAUUGCGGUGGCCCUUAUCCUUAUAUUUGAUAGCAGUGUGAACAUUAACACUGGCUACGUCUGGUUAUUGGGGUCCAUCACAUUGGUGUCACUGCUAGAAGGUUUUACUACCCAAAUAGACAACUUGAUUCUGCCGCUUUACCUGCAUAUCAUGUUUAUGGUCUAAGGAGCUAAGAAGUCUUCUGCCCUCUGAAAAUUUUAAGUAUUAUUCUACCCAAAGCUGAUAUUUCUGGUUCAGGUGUAUUAUGUUCGGCUGAGGCAUGUACUACGGUUUACUUUCUACCUUUUUGAAAGUAAAGAGCUUUUCACCUCCAUGUCCAAGGAGUCUCCCUCUUCCUGACACAAUUUUACAUAAAUGAAAAAACCCAACAGGGAGAGUGAGACCCUGCACUAAUGACCGCUGCACAUGGGUGCAGUCGAGUAUAUAACUCUUGCUAAAUUCAAGAGCUAUAGAACAGUGGUCAUCAACCCUGUCCUGCAGGGCCCACUAACAGGCCAGGUUUUAUGUAUUACC